Molecule: messenger RNA, 2778 nt
Organism: Pseudophryne corroboree (corroboree frog)
Lineage: Eukaryota; Metazoa; Chordata; Amphibia; Anura; Myobatrachidae
Gene: CDK8
Product: cyclin dependent kinase 8
Exons: 13
Coding region: 250-1644 (464 amino acids)
Biological process (GO): protein phosphorylation
Cellular component (GO): nucleus
Molecular function (GO): protein serine/threonine kinase activity; ATP binding
Source: RefSeq, a predicted model, not a curated record
UGCCGUCAGCCCGUCACCCCACAGAGUCCCAGCAGCCGGGUCACACCGGGUCAGACCCAUGUGGCUCCAGUCAGUGUCGGGGAGAAGGCGGGACGCGACGGCGAAGGGCGGGGCCGGCGUCUUUACGACAGUGUUUGCGGCAGUAGCGGCGGUGUCACAGGCUGCCGUACGUGAGAGAGACCGGCUGCUGCUGCUGCGGACUGAGCGGUCCCUCUCCCCGGGCACAGCGCCACAUGCCCCCGGCUCACGAUGGACUAUGACUUCAAGGUGAAGCUGACGGGGGAACGGGAGCGGGUGGAGGACCUAUUCGAGUACGAGGGCUGCAAAGUUGGACGAGGCACUUACGGUCAUGUGUUCAAAGCCAAGAGGAAAGAUGGGAAAGAUGACCGAGAUUAUGCACUGAAACAAAUAGAAGGUACUGGAAUCUCUAUGUCCGCAUGUAGAGAAAUUGCACUUCUACGGGAGCUGAAACAUCCAAAUGUCAUCUCUCUACAAAAAGUCUUUCUUUCUCAUGCGGACAGGAAGGUCUAUCUUCUGUUUGAUUUUGCAGAGCAUGAUUUAUGGCACAUAAUCAAAUUUCACAGAGCUUCUAAAGCCAACAAGAAACCAGUGCAGUUACCUCGAGGAAUGGUGAAGUCACUUCUGUAUCAGAUUCUAGAUGGCAUUCACUACUUGCAUGCCAACUGGGUGUUGCAUAGAGAUUUGAAACCUGCUAAUAUUUUAGUCAUGGGUGAAGGUCCGGAGCGAGGACGAGUAAAAAUAGCGGACAUGGGGUUCGCUCGAUUAUUUAAUUCACCUUUAAAGCCUUUAGCCGAUUUAGAUCCUGUAGUUGUUACAUUCUGGUAUCGAGCUCCAGAGCUGCUCCUGGGGGCCAGGCACUAUACCAAAGCUAUUGAUAUUUGGGCUAUAGGAUGUAUAUUUGCAGAGCUUCUAACGUCAGAGCCAAUUUUUCAUUGUCGGCAAGAAGACAUAAAGACUAGUAAUCCUUAUCACCAUGACCAGUUGGAUAGAAUAUUUAAUGUCAUGGGGUUUCCUGCAGAUAAAGACUGGGAGGACAUUAAGAAGAUGCCUGAACACUCCACAUUAAUGAAGGAUUUUCGCAGAAAUACAUAUACCAACUGCAGCCUUAUCAAAUAUAUGGAAAAGCAUAAAGUAAAACCAGACAGCAAAACAUUCCACUUGCUUCAGAAAUUGCUCACAAUGGACCCAAUUAAGAGAAUAUCCUCUGAGCAAGCUAUGCAGGAUCCCUAUUUCCUAGAAGACCCACUUCCUACGUCAGAUGUGUUUGCUGGCUGCCAGAUUCCAUACCCCAAGCGAGAGUUCCUCACAGAAGAGGAACCUGAUGAUAAGGGAGACAAAAAAAACCAACAGCAGCAGCAAGGCAAUAAUCAUACUAAUGGGACCGGGCAUCCAGGAAACCAAGAUAACAGCCACGCACAAGGGCCACCACUGAAAAAAGUGAGAGUUGUCCCCCCUACCACUACCUCAGGUGGACUCAUCAUGACCUCAGACUAUCAGCGUUCCAAUCCACAUGCUGCCUAUCCAAAUCCUGGACCAAGCACAUCACAACCUCAGAGCAGCAUGGGAUAUUCGACUACCUCCCAGCAGCCUCCACAAUACUCCCAUCAAACACAUCGGUACUGAAGCGUACCUGGAGUUGAGGAAACGUCAAUGCACUGUUGCUUAUGCUGCAGGACUGAGCUUUGUAGCCUCCUGGCUGGAGCCUGGUUUUGGAAUGUACUGUACAACCACACCAUGAAAAUGUCCAAAAGCCAAGUUACACAACAUUUCACCGAAUGUAGAUCCCACAUGGAGGUUCGACUCGAGAGAGCGAGAGUGCAAAUCCUAGCACAGUCCAUAUUGUGAAUUUGCUACUUCCAUAGUAUAACUUGAAAAUUGUUGAAAUCGACCAAUGCAUUUCUUUCGGUGACGCUAGCAGUUGAAACUGUGAAGUAUGCUUGGAAUAAACCGUUUUUCGUUAUCUUAUGUGCAAACUUCUUAACACGAAUAUUAUCUGACCAAUAACGUUAAAAAAAAAAAACUUUUUUUUUGUGCUUUAUUAGGGUAUGAUUUACUAUCGCACAAAGCUGGAAGAAACGUAUCCUGAAAAUUUUGGUAGUUAUAUUAUUUUAAUUUUUCCCCCCUAUUUUUAUGGUUUUUGUGAUGAUUUAAAUCAUCACAGCGAUCAGUGUUUUUUGACCAGCAAAUUUGUUAUGUUUUGCCCCGUUAUUUAUUUAUUUUUUGUUCGAUGAGAGCCUCCCAAAGAUUAUAUUUCAACAUGAAUUUUGAAUAACUUUUUAACUUGACUGGUAUUAAAGCUGCUAUAUAAUAGUAAAUGUGUCUAAAACUGAUUUGAAUCCGUUUGCUCCAGCAAACAAGUAAAAUUGAUGGUCAUAGUUAUUUCCUAUUUGUGUUGCUGAAUCGUGAGCAUGCUAUGGAGUUUUACAAAGCAAAAAAUAAAACCAGGGAGCAUGAAAGUUGCUCCUGGUCAGACUUUACGCCUCUGUGCAGAUUGUUUUUAUGCUGGCGUGGUGUAGUGGAUUUCAAAUCAGUUCCUGUUUUUAUUUGGUUGGCACCUUAUUUUAGGGUGAGUCCCUGUUACAGCAGAGGAUAUGGGUAGGAAAGCCUUAGAAUUUACAAUGGAAAACAAACUGUAACAUACAAUGUACUGUAUCAAACUAUUUUACAUGAAUGACAAGUAUUCUGAUUAAAAAAAAAAAAAUUCAACAUUGUUAAAACAAGGUGUUAAGUAAUAAAUUUAUUUUUCAUAAAACAAAA